AUGGUGGGCUGGGGGGUGGCGGUACUAUGUUUGUGGGUGUCUUGUGGCUCUGCCGCCGGACAGCUCGAAUACUCGGUGUUGGAGGAAACCCGGCGGGGCGUAGCCGUGGGCAACGUGGCCGCGGACUUGAAGCUGUCAGCAGUUGCUCUGUCCUUGCGCAACUUUCGCUUCCUUUCCAGUCACAGCGAGCCCUACUUUGGGGUGGACCUGGCCAGCGGUAGCUUGGUGGUCCAGGAGCCGGCGGACCGGGAGCUGCUGUGCGGGGCCAGAGCUACCUGCAUCUUGACCUAUGAGCUGGUGCUCCAGGACCCGCUGGAGCUGCACAAGGUGCGCAUCCACGUCCGGGACACCAACGACAACUCACCUCUCUUCCCUGGCAGCGAUGUGCAGCUGUAUAUCCCCGAGUUCUUGAUGCGAGGGGCCCGUUUUACUCUCCCGAAUGCCCAAGAUGCCGACGAGGGAAGCAACGGGGUGCUAAGCUACCGCCUGAGCCCCAGCCAGCACUUUCGCCUAGACAUGGGGUCGCGGGUCGACGGCAGCGAAUACCCGGAGUUGGUAUUGGAGAAAGCGCUGGAUCGCGAGGAGCGAGCCACCCACCAGUUAGUGCUCACGGCCUGGGAUCGAGGGCGGCCCGCGCGCUCCGGGGACACGCAAGUCACCAUCAUCGUGGUGGACACCAAUGAUAACGCGCCUGUAUUUGAGCACACAGUAUACCGCACCAAGGUGCCAGAGACCGCGCCCAACGGUACCGUGUUGUUCCGAGUUCAGGCCUCUGACCCGGAUGAAGGCCCCAACGGGGAAAUCCGGUACUCCUUAAGCAACAGCACGCGAGCAGAGCUGCGACGCCACUUUCACGUGCACCCUAGAAGUGGGGAGGUGCAAGUGGCAGCUUCCCUGGGCCCACCUGAAUCGCUGUUGGAGGCAUACAUCGAAGCCAGGGACGAAGGAGCCUUUGGUCUAGCUAGCACCGCCAAACUCCUGGUGGAAGUGACCGAUGUGAACGAUCAUGCCCCCGAGGUCAUCUUCAUGACUCCUUCCAGUCCAGUUUCUGAGGACGCCGCUCCUGGCACCGUGAUUGCUUUCCUUAGUGUAAGGGAUGAAGACCUGGGUCCCAAUGGUCAGGUCAUUUGUAGCUUGUCCAGCGGAGGCCCUUUUAAGCUGAAGGCUUCCUUUGACAACUACUACAGCUUGCUUACUGACGGCCCAUUGGACCGGGAGCAGGUGAGCGCCUACCAGGUGUCCAUCACGGCCUCCGAUGGUGGCUCACCCCCUCUUAGUACCCUCAGGACCCUGACUGUGUCAAUCGCUGAUAUCAAUGACAAUACACCAAGCUUUUCCCAACCGCAACAGGAAUUUUUUGUGGCUGAAAACAACGGCCCUGGCGCCUCUUUAGGCCAAGUGUUUGCCCAGGACCCGGACCUGGGGAAGAACGGCCUUGUCUUCUAUGAGCUGCUGGACGGUAUCUCUGAAGGGGUGGCGCCCUCCAGCUUGGUGGGGGUGGAGUCAUCCAGCGGGACUAUCACUGCCAAAACUUCCUUUGACUUUGAGCGGCUCAGGGGCUUUCAUUUCCAAGUGGAAGCCCGCGAUGGUGGCCUUCCCCCAAGAAGUGCAACUGUGACCGUGAACUUGUUCAUAGUAGACAGAAACGACAAUGCUCCAGUCAUCUUGUUUCCCUUGCCCAGAAAUGGCGCUAUCCCAGUGGAAAUGGUGCCUCGUUCUGCCAGAACUGGACACUUGGUCACAAAAGUGGUAGCAGAGGAUGCAGACAGUGGCUCUAAUGCUUGGCUCUCCUACCACAUCUCUCAGGCAUCUGACUCCAGCCUGUUCAGAAUUUCAGCCCAUAUGGGAGAGCUCUGCACUGCUAGAUUAGUUUUGUCCACAGAUGCAGUUAAACAGAGAGUGGUGGUAGUGGUCCAGGACCGCGGAGACCCACCACUUUCCUCUUCUGUCACACUGGGUGUGCUGCUGAGCGACUCUGCCCCGCAGGUCCUUCCAGACUUUGAAGAUGCAUGGGAAACAGGAGGACACCUCUCCUCCCAGAACCUGUAUUUACUUACUGCCCUGAUCUGUAUUUCUGUUUUAUUUCUGGGAUGCUUAUUUUUCUUUGUGUGUAUCAAGUUGAUCCAGAGCCCAGGUUGUUGCUCUCAGAGCUGCUGUCACCCUCCAGAGGAUCUGCGGUGUAGAAGGAAGGUGACUGCAAAUCCUUGCAUGACAUCAGCCACAAUAGAUGUCACUACAGUUGAGAGACUUUCCCAGACCUAUCUCUAUCGGGCAUCUCUGGGACUUGGCUCUGAUAAUAACAGUUUGCUGUUGCGAGGGGAAUACACUGCUGCUGACCUGAGAAAUCUGACCACUGGGGUAGGACUGAAUUUGCCUGUAUCCUGUAUUCAGAUUUGGAAUGGCAAAGGGCAGCACACACACGUCAUUGCCAUGGUAAGCUCAUUUCAUUGGGUUUGAUUCCCUUGAUCAGGAGAGGGCUGCU
Talpa occidentalis (Iberian mole) is the source of this 2482-nucleotide messenger RNA. It is a transcript of the gene PCDHAC1, whose product is annotated as protocadherin alpha subfamily C, 1. The record is from RefSeq and is a predicted model, not a curated record. Gene Ontology annotation, cellular component: plasma membrane. Bases 1 to 2457 code for a protein of 818 amino acids. Lineage: Eukaryota; Metazoa; Chordata; Mammalia; Eulipotyphla; Talpidae. Gene Ontology annotation, molecular function: calcium ion binding. Gene Ontology annotation, biological process: homophilic cell-cell adhesion. The transcript has a single exon.